UUAUGUAUUUAUGUAUUUAAUUUGAGGUUAUAUCAGCGCUUUUCUUUAAUGAUCUUAUUAGAAUCUUUUCGCAAGGUAUUCAGCUUUAAAAAUUAUGGUUUUUUAAUGAAGUUAUUAUGGUUUCUAAUCGAAAAUUUACAUUCGAGAUACAAGUAUUGUAUUGAAAUAAUUUGUAACAAUCAUCUUAUGACAAUCAUUUCUUCAUAAAUUAUUUGUUAGGACAUUUAUUUAAAAAAAAAACAGUUAGAAGAUGGAAGAAGAACGAGGAAAUGUAGAAGUUUCAACAAAGGUUACUGAGCCAUUACUAAAUGUACCAAACCCAAGAGCCCUUCAACAAACUGUUCCUUCUGUACCUGGUCAAUCAAAGUAUAUACAGCUGCUUAAUGUUAUAGAAGAACUUGGUCAUGAAGUUCGACCUACCUAUGCUGGCAGUCGUACUUCUAUUGAAAAAAUUAAGCGUGGUAUUGUACAUGCACGUAUUUUAGUUAGAGAAUGUUUAAUUGAAACAGAAAAAAGUGCUCGUCAAUAAGACAAAAAUUCUAUAUAUGAUAUGUAACUGACCAAAUUUUAUAGAGGUAUUUAACUAUAACAUAAAAAGACUUAUAUUUUUUGCUGCAAAUAGUAUUGCAUUUACAUAUUAAAGAAUGAAAGAAUCAGAAUAACAAUUUAUCUACCUCAAAUAUUGAUUACAUUAAAUUUGCAAAUU
Apis laboriosa (Himalayan honeybee) is the source of this 706-nucleotide messenger RNA. RefSeq names its product cyclin-dependent kinase 2-associated protein 1-like. NCBI's taxonomy places the organism in Eukaryota, Metazoa, Arthropoda, Insecta, Hymenoptera, Apidae. Bases 251 to 529 code for a protein of 92 amino acids. The record is from RefSeq and is a predicted model, not a curated record. The transcript has a single exon. Gene Ontology annotation, cellular component: nucleus; cytoplasm.